Messenger RNA from Lasiodiplodia theobromae, 1269 nucleotides. Its product is annotated as Nad dependent epimerase dehydratase. The transcript has a single exon. The record is from RefSeq and is a predicted model, not a curated record. The coding region runs from base 1 to 1269 and encodes 422 amino acids. NCBI's taxonomy places the organism in Eukaryota, Fungi, Ascomycota, Dothideomycetes, Botryosphaeriales, Botryosphaeriaceae.
AUGACCUCCUCCGCCCUCAACGUCCUCAUCGUCGGCGCGAACGGCUACCUCGGCACCGCCAUCGGCCAAGCCUUCCUCCGCACCCGCCCUUCCGUCCCUUCUCCUCCUGCUUCCACCACCACGACCGCGGCCUCUCCUCCUCCUCCACCUCACUUCCGCGUCUUCGGCCUCGUCCGCCGCGCCUCCGCCGCCCGCACCCUCGCCGCGCAAGAAGUCGUCCCGAUCAUCGGCUCGCUCUCCGACGACGACCCAACCGCGCUGCGCGACAAGAUCCUCUCCCACAUCGCCGCCAGCAACGGCGAUGACAACAGCAGUGAGGGUGGGGCCAAGCCGGCCGUCCACGUCAUCGCCAUCUGCACCGAGCCAGCCGACCGCGCGGCGCGCGCGAAGCACUGGACGGACGUGCUGGGACUCGUGCAAGGUCUUUCUGCCUCCUCCUCCUCCUCCGCCGCCGCCGCGAAAGACACCGGAGCGGGAGCUCAAGGAAAGCCAACGCGCCCACUCGUCCUCUGGUCCAGCGGCUGCAAGGACUACGGCACCACCGGCCUCCACGGCGAGCCCGGGUUGGCGCCGCACACAGAAGACACGCCGCUGGCGCCGCACGAGCUGGUGCGCGGGCGGGCGGACGCGGCGGUUAAGGCGUUGGAGAGCGCGGGCGGGAGCGGCGGGUUCGAUGCGGUGGUGCUGCGGGCGACGCCGAUUUGUGGGUAUAGUGGGAGUUUGUAUGGGGCGGGGAUGGAGUAUGUGGAGGGGUUUGCGGCGGCGGUGAAGGAGGGGAAGAAUGAGGGGGACGACAAGGUGUUGCGGUUCGUGCCGCCGGCUGGGACGGUCAUGCAUGGGCUGCAUGUUGACGAUUGUGCGGACGCGUACGUUGCGGUUGCGGUGACGGCUUUGUUUGGGGGUGAGGGGAAGCGGAGGGGUGUCGUGGGCCAGGCGUUUAAUAUCUCUGGUAGGCGCUAUGAGACGCUGGAAGAAGUUGGCAAGGCGCUGGCGAAGGAUUAUGGGUUUGGUGGCGGCGCGGAGUUUGGCGUGGACCCCGCGGCGUUGCCGAAGGGGGUUGAUCCGAAGGGGUCGGAGAUCAUCUUUGGAUGGAGUCAGUGGGUGGAUAGCCGGAAGAUCAGGGAGGCGACGGGGUGGAGUGAUUGGCGCCCGUUGUUUUCGGAGAAUGUGCAUGCGUAUCGGUUGGCGUUUGAGGCGGCGAGGGAGGGCGCGGAUGAGAAUGUGAAGAGGAUCAGGGAGAGAAUGGCAGGAAACUGGGGAAAGGAGUAG